Molecule: messenger RNA, 942 nt
Organism: Gryllus bimaculatus (two-spotted cricket)
Lineage: Eukaryota; Metazoa; Arthropoda; Insecta; Orthoptera; Gryllidae
Source: the annotation of a GenBank genome assembly
CGCGCAGUGCCCAAGGCGUUCGCCAGCGCGUGUUUUUGGAGGCGCAUCGCGGCGGCGACGCGGAGGAGCCGUCGCGCGCCCCCGGCCGCCCCGGCCGCCCCGGCCGACCUCGCCGCCCUGCACGCCGACAUGCAUCACCUCAAGGCCCUGCUGCUGCAGCAGCAGCCGCACUUCCUGAAUAAAGAAAAUGUACCUACGAAUCAUGCCGUCACAGAGAGAAACACUAACAUCAUUCAUCAAUCUGUCCCGGAAUUGGAUGGCAAGGUUCUUGAGAAGAUAGCAGAGUUUGAACAAAAGUACUUGGAAAAAAUUUACUCUGUCAGGAACACAUGCCUGCUCGACAUUACGCGUUUGAAGGAAAUGCUGGAGACCAAAGAAGGAGAAAUCAGCGACCUCCGCGAGCAGCUGCGGCAGAUGCAGGAGCUGCUCCGCAGUCAGCUGGAGCAGCAGCGAGCGCAGCCGGCGCGGGAGGUGCGGCGCGAGGGUCCCCCGCGCGGCGCCCAGGGAUCUUCUGCAGGAGACGGGCAGCGACAGUCUACGCACUCACAGCGCAGCGUUGCCCUCGCGCCGGCACCCACCCCCGCCUCCGCUCCUCCGGCCCCAACACCCGGAGACCCCGCCCCCGCACGGGGCCUCUCGCCCCCGCUCCUCCGUGUUCCAACCCCUCGCUGCCCCAAGAGACACAUGAUAGACACCAGCCCCGCCACAGCUCCUGCCCUGCAUCCGCCCCGCACCAGCUUCCUGCCCUUCUUCCUGCCCCUGCCCCUGACCCCGCCCGUCCCGUCCGUCCCACCGCACAACUCUGCGCCAUCCCCGCCCUACCUCCGUCAGCUGCAUCGCUACCGGCUCAGUCCCCGUCCAGCACCUCAGAUCCCUAUCCCCGCCGCCGCCGGGCUCUCCGCCCGUAGAAGCGCCGACCCGGCACCUCCGCCCUUGUCAGGC